UGGAUCUGCGUGUCACUGAAAUUUGAGCCUUGUCUGAGGCUCGAAUCAUCUAAGAUGUCAAUGGAAUAUGAGAAUCCAGAAGAGGCAACCAUGGUUGCAGGCCUCCUUCCCCUGGCUUCCGUCUCUCAGCAACCCUACGUUUCGGAACUCCUCUCGUUUACUCUUGAUCGUCUUCACAAGGAACCGGAGCUUCUCCGUGUAGAUGCCGAGCGUAUUCGGCGGCAAAUGCAAGAGGUGGCGGUUGGGAAUUACCGUGCCUUCAUUGCCGCUGCCGAUGCAUUGCUCUCAAUUAGAGAGGAGGUCACGGCAGUUGACAAACAUCUUGAAUCGCUGAUAACUGAUAUUCCAAAGCUCACAUCAGGUUGCACUGAGUUCAUUGACUCUGCACAACAUAUUUUGGAGAAGAGAAAGCUGAAUCAAACAUUGCUAGCCAAUCAUAGUAUUUUGCUUGACUUGCUUGAAAUUCCCCAGCUUAUGGACACAUGUGUAAGAAAUGGAAAUUAUGAUGAAGCUCUUGACUUAGAAGCCUUUGUUUGCAAACUGUCAACAAUGCAUCCAAAGAUACCUGCCAUUCAAGCAUUAGCAGCAGAAGUUAGACAGACAACCCAAUCUCUUCUUUCUCAGCUUCUGCAAAAACUUCGAUCAAAUAUUGAGUUGCCGGAAUGUCUUCGUAUUAUCGGGUAUUUACGGCGUAUAGGAGUAUUUAGUGAGUCGGAACUGCGCCUUCAGUUUUUAAGAUGCAGAGAAGCAUGGCUUGCUGGAAUUCUUGAUGACCUGGACCAGAGAAAUGUCUAUGAGUACUUGAAAGGAAUGGUGAAUUGUCAUCGAACGCAUCUCCUAAAUGCAGUUAAUCAGUACAGAGCUUUAUUUUCUGAUGAUAAAUCUGAAAGUGAAGAAAACUAUGAUGGCGGGCUUCUUUAUAGUUGGGCUAUGCAUCAAAUUACCUCACAUCUUAGAACUUUAAAGACCAUGUUGCCCAAGAUUACUGAUGGCGGAUCUUUAUCAAACAUACUGGACCAGUGUAUGUAUUGCGCUGUGGGUCUUGGUUUGGUUGGACUUGAUUUUAGGGGCUUGCUUCCGUCGCUUUUUGAAGGUGCAGUGCUCAACUUAUUCUCAAAGAACAUGAGUACAGCAGUUGAAGAUUUCCAGAUAGUCCUGGAUUCCCAUCGUUGGGUCCCAUUACCAGCUGUUGGCUUCCCAGCCAAUGGUGUAACUGAGGAAAGUCAGGAAGAUGUGACUCCACCUUCUUAUUUAAUGGAACAUCCACCUCUUGCGGUGUUUGUUAAUGGUGUCUCAGCAGCUAUGAAUGAAUUACGGCCUUGUGCCCCAUUGAGCUUGAAACAUAUGCUGGCACAAGAACUUUUAAAGGGAUUACAAGCUGUUUCUGACUCCUUAUUGAAGUACAAUGCAACUAAGAUGCUUAGAGAAAAUGAGUCCAUACUUUUUCUCUCACUCUGCCGAGCAUUUAUUGAGGUUGUCUAUCCACAUUGUGCAACUUGUUUUGGUCGCUGUUAUCCUGGUGGAGCUGCUUUGAUCACAGAAUCAAAGAGUUUAUUUGAUGGAGUAAGCCGGCUAUUGUCAGUCUCUCCUGCCAGAGAACUAUCCAAUCGGGUUGAGCAUGUGGAGGAAAAAAAUGCUGCUGAGAAUGGUGGAGAUAUUUCUGAAGUGGACAAUGGAGUUAUACAUGAAGCUGAGCAGACAGGAAAAGAGGGUUCGGAUGGUACUACCACAGAGACUGUUGGAAGUUCUGCAUAAAUGCUUGAACUGAAUUCAUGGAGGUGCGUUUGUAAUUUUGAGGAAGGCUGUUCUCAUCUGUUUUUUAUAUCUAACCCAAAGGAAAAAAGAAAGCAUGGGAAAACAGGAACUUAUACAGGAGAAUGGAGUGCUUUGU
Telopea speciosissima is the source of this 1891-nucleotide messenger RNA. RefSeq names its product conserved oligomeric Golgi complex subunit 8-like. Bases 55 to 1755 code for a protein of 566 amino acids. The transcript is spliced from 12 exons. Gene Ontology annotation, biological process: intra-Golgi vesicle-mediated transport. The record is from RefSeq and is a predicted model, not a curated record. Gene Ontology annotation, cellular component: COG complex. NCBI's taxonomy places the organism in Eukaryota, Viridiplantae, Streptophyta, Magnoliopsida, Proteales, Proteaceae.